Messenger RNA from Rhododendron vialii, 1775 nucleotides. Its product is annotated as choline/ethanolaminephosphotransferase 1-like. Lineage: Eukaryota; Viridiplantae; Streptophyta; Magnoliopsida; Ericales; Ericaceae. Gene Ontology annotation, biological process: phospholipid biosynthetic process. The coding region runs from base 234 to 1403 and encodes 389 amino acids. Gene Ontology annotation, molecular function: phosphotransferase activity, for other substituted phosphate groups. Gene Ontology annotation, cellular component: membrane. The record is from RefSeq and is a predicted model, not a curated record. The transcript has 20 exons.
CUUUUUUUUAUUCCCCCCCAGGGUGGGAGAGAAUUCGCCUUUAUUACACAGCACACUGAUAUAUCAUUACAUACAACAUAUACGCACGCGUGCACUCAGUUCUCUUUGCAAAGGCACAAAUCUCUCUCUCUCUCUCUCUCUCUCGCGAUCCCUCAAAAUAUCACCAGGUUAUACACAUCAACGUACACGUAUAACAGAGAGGAGAAGGGAGAUUUGUAUUGAGGGAAAAAAAAAUGGGAUACAUAGGGGCUCAUGGGAUCGGUGCGCUGCAUAGAUACAAGUACAGCGGGGUGGAUCAUUCCUUCGUCGCGAAAUACGUCUUGCAGCCGUUUUGGAGCCGUGUCGUCAACUUUUUCCCUCUCUGGAUGCCACCGAAUAUGAUUACUCUCACAGGAUUCAUUUUCUUGGUCAUAUCUGCAUUGCUUAGUUAUAUAUAUUCACCCCGAUUGGAUACAGCUCCUCCAAGAUGGGUUCAUUUUGCGCACGGAUUACUUCUCUUCUUGUAUCAGACUUUUGAUGCUGUUGAUGGGAAGCAAGCUAGAAGGACAAAUUCCUCUAGCCCAUUGGGGGAAUUGUUUGACCAUGGCUGUGAUGCACUUGCUUGUGCGUUUGAGGCCUUGGCCUUUGGGAACACUGCUAUGUGUGGAGGGCUUACUUUCUGGUAUUGGGUGAUUUCAGCUGUUCCAUUUUAUCUUGCAACAUGGGAGCACUACUUCACCAAUACACUUAUUCUGCCGGCAGUAAAUGGGCCUACAGAGGGUCUGAUGCUUAUAUAUUUGGUCCAUUUCUUUACAGCUAUAGUUGGUGGUGGGUGGUGGGUUCAGCCUUUUGGAAAGUCCCUGCCUUUUUUGAGUUGGAUUCCAGUAAUAAGUGAAAUCCCAACAAACAAAGUUAUGCUGUUUCUAAUGGUAGUUUUUGCUGUUAUUCCAACAAUUGCAUGCAAUGUGCAGAAUGUCUACAAGGUUGUCCAGGCGAGGAAAGGAAAUAUGCUGCUGGCAUUGGCGAUGCUUGGCCCAUUCGUUGUGCUCUUGGGAGGAGUCCUGAUGUGGGAUUACUUGUCUCCAGAAGAUAUAAUAAGGAACUACCCACAUUUAGUUAUAAUUGGAACUGGACUCGCUUUUGGGUUUCUUGUGGGAAGGUUGAUAUUGUCUCACUUGUGUGAUGAACCCAAGGGCUUAAAAACUAGUAUGUGCAUGUCAUUGUUGUUUCUUCCCUUCGGCAUUGCAAAUGCUCUCACUGCCAGAUUGAAUGAUGGGGUUCCUUUGGUUGAUGAGAGAUGGGUUCUUCUUUUGUACUGUGCAUACACAGCUGCACUCUAUUUGCACUUUGCCACAUCAGUCAUUCACGAUAUAACAACAGCCCUUGGAAUAUACUGCUUCAGGAUAACAAGGAAAGAAGCUUGAGACAGGCUAAUAUGGUAUUCUGCGCACAUCUUUAUUCCAGCUGGCAAGUCGGAAGCAAUGGAUCAGAUUCAUGGUCUCUCUCUAUUGUUAAAAUUUUGGCUGAAUAUGACUUGCAUCAUUUUUGGAUACUGUCAUAGUUUCAGUCAAUCACUUGCAUUGUUAUAUUCAUCCUAUUGCUCUUAUAUUAGAGCAGGGCUUCCUUCAAUUAGGUAUUAGACAGGAAUUUCUGUACUUUUUUUGCUGCUAUUAUUUUUGAGAGAGAGAGAGAGAGAGAGAGAGAGAGAGAGAGAGAGAGAGAGAUUCCACUUGUUGUAAGACUUAUUUUGUGAGAAAUGACGCAUUUGGCUCGAUUAUUUACUCCAAUGUUUUCCA